AUGGCUGAUGCUGACUACUACCCGACAUUCUAUGAAGCCCUCAGUUUUGGCGUUUACAGUAACUUGAAGAAGGGCGGAAAUGGUUGCUCAGGAACGGCAGCAAUGGUGUCUACAGCAGUGGCUGCUGACGUGGGUGUUGCAGUGGAUCCUGGCACGGGUGCUGCAGAGGAUUCCGGUAUGGGUGCUGCAGAGGACGCUGGUAUGGGUGCUGCAGAGGACUCUGGUAUGAUUGCUGCAAAAGACGCUGGCAUGGUUGUUGCAGAGGUCGCUGGCAUGGUUGUUGCAGAGGACGCUGACAUGGAUGCUGCAGUGGAUGCUGACAUGGAUGCUGCAGUGGAUGCUGACAUGGAUGCUGCAGUGGAUGCUGACAUGGAUGCUGCAGUGGAUGCUGACAUGGAUGCUGCAGUGGAUGCUGACAUGGAUGCUGCUGUGGGUCCCGCUGCAGGCACAGCUCUGUUGCUCUCAGGCACAGCUCUGCUGCUUACAGGCAUAGCUCUGCUGCUUGCAGGCAUAGCUUUGCUGUUCGGAGGCACAGCUCUGUGGCUUGCAGGUGUAGCUCGGUUUCUCGCAGGCGCGGCUCUUCUGCGAGCAGGCACAGCAAUGUUGCUUGCAGGCAAGAAUUCAGCCUCGAGAAAAGCAGCAGUCGGUUCCAAGUUAAGCCGUGCAGGAGCUCUUGCUGUGAAGACUGUUGCUGGGAAGGGGAGGAACGUUCUGGUUGUGUCUGUGUGCCUUGAAAAAGAUAUGAGGUGGCAGGAGAGAGUUGGCAGCGUAAAACCUGAGGAGAAAAUGGGCAAUGUGAGGGCAAGGUUGGGUGCAAUGAGGCCUCCCUGGCGGCUGUGA
Closterium sp. Naga37s-1 is the source of this 840-nucleotide messenger RNA. Lineage: Eukaryota; Viridiplantae; Streptophyta; Zygnematophyceae; Desmidiales; Closteriaceae. The record is from the annotation of a GenBank genome assembly.